UGAUGACACAAUAGAGGCACACGUAGACGCACCCGCACAUUUAUAAGCCUCCAGCAGCAUCUCACAUCAGUCGGUCUCCUUCUAUCCCAACAUGGAGGAAGUCUACAUUCGACACGUGAAGCUACUUGGCUUUGAAAAACGCUUUUACCCCAGUCAGCACUAUGUGUACAUGCUGAUGGUGAAGUGGAGCGACCUCGUCGAGAAAUUGAUCUUCAGGACAUAUCCUGAAAUCUACACUUUCCACAAAUCCCUGAAAGAGAUGUUUCCGAUUGAAGCCGGAGAAAUCGAAACAAAGGACCGAAUCAUUCCAUCGCUGCCAGCACCGCGUUGGGUGGAGAGCCAAAGGUCUCGGGAAAGCAAGCAGAGCACACUGACCGAGUAUUGUCUGUCGCUCAUCGCGCUCCCGCCGCACAUCUCACGCUGCUCGCAUCUCAACGCCUUCUUCAAAGUGCGACCGGAGGACGAAAACCCGCCGGCUCCAAACACAGGGAAAAAAAGUGAAAUCUUCUUGGAGACCAAAGUCAACAACAACAUAUCCGAGAUUUCCGGGCCCAUCAUACUGGACACAUACAGAGUAAUCGCAGACUUCACCAAGACGUCCAAACACGAGCUCAACCUGCGCACUGGGGACUUGGUGGAAAUUGUGGAGAAGAACCAGAAUGGCUGGUGGUUCUGCCAAUGUGAAACAAAACGAGGAUGGGUUCCUGCCACCUACCUGGAACCCCUGGACGGACCGGAGGAGACAGAGGACGUGGAGCCAAAUUACGAAGGAGAAUUGCACGUAACGGUCCGAGCCUACAAGGCGGAGACGGACGAUGAGAUCUCGCUGGAGAUGGGAGAAACCAUCGAGGUCAUUCACAAGCUCUUGGACGGCUGGUGGGUUGUCAGAAAAGGCGAGCAGACGGGUCACUUCCCCUCCAUGUUCCUGCAGAAAGCAGGAAAAGGGGCCAAAUAUGAAUACAAUAUCAAGCAACCAGAGGGACAGAAGCCUCCGCCUCGCAGGUCUACCAUUAAGAACGCCAAGAGCAUCCACGAACAAGGCCGGCAGCGCCUAAGCCAGGAGGCCUACCGGAGGAACAGUCGCCGAUACCUCCAGCAAAAAGGCGGCCUGCCCACCGCCCUGCCCAGGAAAUCCAAGAUGCCGGAGAAGUCACCUCUGAGGGAGAGAAAGAACCAAGGCAACAUUCCCGUGCAGCGCUUCAGUUCGGCGAAUGAGCUGAAGCCAGAGGCCCCAGUGAUCCCGCCCCGACCGAGUCCCGAGCUCAUCCUGGAACGCUGCACCGACAAGACCUGCAAGAAAGUCAGCAUCCGCAAUUCCGGAAGCAGAAGCAACAGCACCUAGUAUGAAACCUCAGAUGGUGUCCCUCAAGGUUCCCCCUUGAAUCCCCUCCCGUUCCUUUAUUUAAUGGUCCCUUUGCUGUGUUUUUAAAUAAUUCUUGAUUGUUAAGUUAUUAACUAUUCAUGACAUCCAUGCAUAGUGACAGCACGAACAACUAAAUGCUCUUUCACUAGAUGGUAGCAGGUGGAAUCGACACGUUUGGUCGUGUGCCAUGACUUUUUUUUCUCAUAUAAAUACAUGCCUUAGCUCAAUAAAGGUUGGGAAACCCUGUUCUGGAUGACCUCGUGACAGCAUUGUGAAAAGCCUCGACAUUUGUGCUUUAGUCUGAGCUCCACCUUGCUCACAGUUGCAAAAUAAAAUCCAUAAAGUUGCCAUUGAUCCUUUAA
Hippocampus zosterae (dwarf seahorse) is the source of this 1725-nucleotide messenger RNA. RefSeq names its product neutrophil cytosolic factor 1 (gene ncf1). Gene Ontology annotation, molecular function: superoxide-generating NADPH oxidase activator activity; protein binding; phosphatidylinositol binding. The record is from RefSeq and is a predicted model, not a curated record. Gene Ontology annotation, cellular component: NADPH oxidase complex; cytoplasm. The transcript has 11 exons. Bases 92 to 1342 code for a protein of 416 amino acids. Gene Ontology annotation, biological process: respiratory burst; superoxide anion generation. NCBI's taxonomy places the organism in Eukaryota, Metazoa, Chordata, Actinopteri, Syngnathiformes, Syngnathidae.